Molecule: messenger RNA, 393 nt
Organism: Rangifer tarandus platyrhynchus (Svalbard reindeer)
Lineage: Eukaryota; Metazoa; Chordata; Mammalia; Artiodactyla; Cervidae
Source: the annotation of a GenBank genome assembly
AUGGACAAACGUUCCCUCUUCUCUGCGAUGAGACCAUCAGGUCCCAUGAAAGGGGGUGAAAGGUUGGUGGUACCCAAGUCUGGUCCUGGCACCCGCAAGGGCUGCUGGGAAAUGGCCUGGGGAUGGAUGGCAUCAUGGGAGAACUCCCUUUCCUGUCCCUGCCAUCUGCACCCCACGUUUCUGCUGUUUGAACGUGAUACGUCCUUCACAGGCUCGGCAGGGUCAGUGACCCUCUCCCCCAAUCCCCAACACCAAUUUUCCCUGCUCACUCCCCUGCCCCUAAGAGGCAGCUGCCACGUGGCACAACUGCCUGGCUCGGGUAACAGCCUCCCCGAAGUGGAGCCAGCGGGCCACUUUGGCUUCUGCGAGCUGUGCCUCCCCAGGAGGUGCUGA